This is a messenger RNA of Nothobranchius furzeri (turquoise killifish), 2114 nucleotides long. The record is from RefSeq and is a predicted model, not a curated record. NCBI's taxonomy places the organism in Eukaryota, Metazoa, Chordata, Actinopteri, Cyprinodontiformes, Nothobranchiidae.
AUCUUCAAAAUGAUUGAAUUUUUUUUUUAUGUUUGAGCAGGGCUGAAGUUGUUCAACAGAUCUAUGAAAAAAAAAGUAAAACAAAAAACAACAUUAAUGUAUACAUUUUUUAUAGCCACUUUUACAAGCGGACGUUUUUGUCCUCUAAUGACUCUUGUAUGAAAAUUAAAGUGAAGCCUGAGGGUUAAGGCUCAUAUGAUUUAUAGAGGCUCAAAGUUCAGUUUCCAGUUGUAAAUACAUUUCAUUCUACUGUCAGUUUAAAGAAAUAAUACAACUGUUAUAUGUGUGAAAACACAGUUACAGCUGUCUGUAAUUCACACAAUAUGUUUCUGUGUUUCCUACAGAUUUUCAACAGAUGGUUCUGGUUAAAUAAGAAGCUUCAGAAGAACAGAGUGCUCGUGUCAACCACCAGCACCUAGAUUUUCUCCACAAAAAGGAGGAACAGGAGAAACUCUGGUCUAGUAUGGAGGGAGAGCAUCUCCAUUUGAAUAAGGAGACUGAUGCUGCCAGGCUUCAAUCCUUUAGCCAAAAAACACAUUUAAACAAACACACGAGAGUCCAGACAAAGCAGAAGCAUUUUGCCUGUGAGCACUGUGGACAAAGGUUUCACCAAAAGACUAAUUUAAUCACACACAUGAGCGUCCACACAGGAGAGAAGCCUUUUGGUUGUGAGCUCUGUGGAACGAGAUUUAGCCAAAAGACAACUUUAAACCGUCACAUGAGAGUCCACACAGGAGAGAAAUCUUUUGCUUGUGAGCUCUGUGGAACGAGAUUUAGCCAAAAGACAACUUUAAACCGUCACAUGAGAGUCCACACGGGAGAUAAGCCUUUCGCCUGUGAACUCUGUGGUCAUAGAUUUAGUGAAAAGGGAAGUUUAAACACACACAUGAGAGUCCACACUGGACAGAAGCCCUUUCCUUGUGAGCUUUGUGGAAAGAAAUUUAGCUUAAAGUCAACUUUAAACAGUCACAUGAGAGUCCACACUGGAGAUAAGCCCUUUCCUUGUGAGCUCUGUGGAACGAGAUUUAGCCAAAAGGAACAUUUAAACAGUCACAUGAGAGUCCACACAGGGCUGAAGCCCUUUCCUUGUGAGCUCUGUGGAACGAGAUUUAGCCAAAAGACACAUUUAAACCGUCACAUGAGAGUCCACACAGGAGAGAAAUCUUUUGUCUGUGAGCUCUGUGGAACAAGAUUUAGCGGAAAGACAAACUUAACCACACACAUGAAAGUCCACACAGGAGAUAAGCCCUUUCCUUGUGAGCUCUGUGGAAAGAAAUUUAGCUUAAAGUCAACUUUAAACAGUCACAUGAAAGUCCACACAGGAGAUAAGCCCUUUCCUUGUGAGCUCUGUGGAAAGAAAUUUAGCUUAAAGUCAACUUUAAACAGUCACAUGAGAGUCCACACAGGACAGAUGCCUUUUGCUUGUGAGCUCUGUGGACAAAGAUUUAGCCGAAAGUCAACUUUAAACAGUCACAUGAGAGUCCACACUGGAGAGAAGCCUUUCGCCUGUGAGCUCUGUGGUAAUAGAUUUAGUGAAAAGGGAAGUUUAAACAAACACAUGAAAGUCCACACAGGAGAGAAGCCUUUCGCCUGUGAGCUCUGUGGUAAUAGAUUUAGUGAAAAGGGAAGUUUAAACAAACACAUGAGAGUCCACACUGGAGAGAAGCCUUUUGCUUGUGAGCUCUGUGGACAAAGAUUUAGCCGAAAGUCAACUUUAAACAGUCACAUGAGAGUUCACACUGGAGAGAAGCCUUUCGCCUGUGAGCUGUGUGGUAAUAGAUUUAGUGAAAAGGGAAGUUUAAACACACACAUGAGAGUCCACACUGGAGAGAAGCCUUUCACCUGUGAGCUCUGUGGUAAUAGAUUUAGUGAAAAGGGAAGUUUAAACAAACACAUGAGAGUCCACACUGGACAGAAGCCCUUUCCUUGUGAGCUUUGUGAAAAGAAAUUUAGCUUAAAGUCAAAUUUAAACAGUCACAUGAGAGUCCACACUGGACAGAAGCCUUUUGCUUGUGAGCUCUGUGUAAAAAGAUUUAGCCAAAAGACACAUUUAAACAAACACAUGAGAGUCCACACUGGCUUUUCGCCUGUGAGUUCGGUGGAAAAGAUUUAAC